CACAGAAACCGCCACAAAAACACUACCUGACAACUCGACAUGUAAACAAAGCCACGUGGUCAGGUCAAAGAAAACUUCCUCUUUACAAGGCACACUAUACCAAACCUUUGCUGCCACAAUUAUUAUUGUUUGAGCCUCUAUUCAUAAAUUCAGAUGAUAUUCUUAAAAGAGCCUAUAAGUGUAUCAAGGCAGGCAAUCUGUAAUUUUCUACUGACCUCAAUGGAAGUAUACUAAUAUAUACUUGCAUUUUCAUGUACUAAACAACAGGCAAAUCCAUUUAAUGUAAAGAAAAUAUAAUUUUGUAUCAGAGACUUUAUUUUUGCGGUACGAUCACUAUCCUCGGGUACUUGGGCAGCGAGCAAACCAAAACACAGGACCAUGCUUACUCGACUACCCUGCACAAUGGAUACAUCACCGCCACAAUCAUGGACUACAACGGAAUUAAGAAAAUUCCUGAAAGAACGAGCUAUACCCUAUUCUGGAUAUAGUAAAGCAGUGCUGGUUGGCAUGGUCGAGAAGGCCAUCGCUAAUCCAGGCAUCACGGAAAUCACACAGCCCAGUGAUGUUGUGGUAGCUGGUAUUACAAGAAAAACAGUUUCCGUAAACGGAAAUGUAAUCUUAUUUCCCGAUCCACGUGUCAUAACCUCAUGGGAAAAAGACUUAACAUCCCUACCUCACCUGACGUCAGCCAAAUGCUUGGUGUAUCUCCUUUCUAAGGGAGGGUGGUCCUCAGAACGGGCUAUAUCAUAUGAAAAAGAAAGGGGAUAUCAGCUCUUCAUGGAGUCACACAUUGAUGAAGUAGAACUGAAUCAAGAAGACCACAACAUGACAUAUGUAUGGGCCUUGUGCAGGAGGCAGACUGCACAGUCUGAAAAGCCAUACCAAGUGUGGCUUUUACUGAACACCACUGGAACGAUUGAGACUGCUGGCUGCCAAUGCAUAGGAGAUGAUGGAAGUUGCAAGCACGUUGUGGCUCUAAUGUUUGCCAUAGAAGACUUUGUGUCACGUAGAGGGGAUCAUGCUUCAGCACCAACCUGCACUGAUCUUCCAUGUAUGUGGAACAAGCCUCGUCGCAACACCAAACAAAUAAAGGCAGUCGAUCUAGAUCACAGGUAUGUUGUAAUAGCACUAGUUUCCUAAGGCUGGUUCAUGAGCACAGAUCUUGAAGAAUUUGGGUUCAAGGAAGGUAUAGGAUAGGUAGCAUCAAACUGGUUAGGCAAAUUAACUUCGUGAAAAAUUUCAUCGUAAGCCACACUCCUUCAUAGAAUGGAUCAUAGAGAUCAUUGUACUCUAUGCGAACAUAUUAUGCUUUUUAAUCACCUAAUAUUGAUCUAUAUCAAUGAAAUUUUAACAUGGUACAUCUGCAUACUCUAAAUUAGUCUCUUAGUUGCCUAUGGGACUGAUGCUGCAUAUCCUAUACUUUCCUAGUCUGCGUUGGUGUCAGCAUACUUUGCAACCAUGAUUAAAAGUAGGCAAUGGUAUUAUUGAAAUAUAAUGUGUCUUCAACUCUCAUAUUAUCUAGGUUAUAAGAGUUUAAUCAAAUGUAUUUUUUGUUUUAAAGUGGUCAACCCAGCACCAUCUCUGUGGUCCGUCCCAGGUUUGGAUAUAACAAUUUCUUUCAGAAUGUGGUAUUCUCAGAGCUAAGCCACUACAUGUCAUCGCUGUGCCAUGUAGUCAAGCAAAAUGGGCUAUUUUAUUUAUUUUUUUUUAAUCCUAUGUGCAUACCGUUACCACUUCCGAGAAAGAAUUAUGUAGAAAAGUGUAUUCUAGUUCGUAUUUGCAUCUUAAUGUAUAUAGAAUGAGAUUCUAGGCAAAUUUGUUAUUGUUCCCUGUGUGAUGAAGAACCUCAUGCCUGGUGCUGCCACACAGCGACACCUACUAGUUUACUGAAUGCCCUAUUCUCAUAGCUUGCCCUUGAGUUAAUGUUUGUUAUUAUGCAUGUAAGGCACAGAGGUCUGAAAGGAGUUGCUUUACAUUUAAUGUUUGGAAGCAAGUUUGCUGCAUGUCUUCAGUAUUUUAUUUUCUUCUGUCAAUAAGUCUAGUGAAUCUUUAUGGCAUUCAGCACUACUAGCUUAUCAGUACAUCCACUGUCUUACUUUUUGGUACUCAUAGCUCUGAAAUUCAACAUUGUGAGCUUUCAUACAUAAUAUAGUCUAUUGUUAGUUAGCAGCACGUUUUUUCUCCGUCCCUGGAGAUAACUCACUUGCCUUGGCAUAAAUGUUUCAAUGCAUUUCAUGAUUUGCAGGAUGGACACCUCUACAACAUGUUCAAUAACCCCUCGUUCAGAACAUUACAGAGCCUGUAGCUUUGUCCCUAACUUCAACCCAGGGGAAAGUUUUCAUGCGUUUAUGGCUCAACAUGCUUCACGAAAGUGUUAUGAACAAGUGCUUUUCCCUGAUAGAUUGAACAGGCAGCUACCCACAAUCACUGAACUUGCAGGGGAAUUUAGUAAAUCAAGGUCUGCAUUGCCAUUUGUUGAUUUUGUUAAGCAACAUUUAGGUAAUGCAGAUAUGGAUUUCAUACAAUCAAAAACACAUGCCCAGUACAAAUCACGUAUGUGGAAAGAUCAGAGAGUUGGUGCCUUGACAUCAACAACUUUUCAUAAGGCAGUACACUACAGGGACAGUGAAAGUAACAAUUACAUAGUAAAUGAAAUAAUGGGACUCUCAGGCUUUCAAGGUAAUUUGAGUACCAAAUAUGGUAAGGAAACAGAGCCCAUAGCAAAGAAGCUUUACAUAAAAGAAAUGAGAAAGAAACACAAACAAUUUAAAUUUGUAGGGUGUGGACUUUUUAUAAAUAAAGACAAUCCACUAUUCCGAGCAACUCCUGAUGGCAUUGUCAGUUGUAAAUGUUGUGGCAAGGGGUUAUUAGAAAUAAAGUGCUCCCAUAAAUACAGAUUGCAUACUGGGAGGGAAAUAGCUAUAUCUAAUACCUACCAUGUAACCCUUGGAGAAAAGAACAGCAUUGUACUAAAAAAUUCCUCUCCUUGGUACACACAAAUCCAAGCCCAUUUAGGUGUUGCUGAGAUGGAGUGGUGUGAUUUUGUAAUGUUCAUACAAAAAAGUCCGCAUUUAACAGUGCAGAGGAUUUAUCUUGAUAAAAGUCUCUUUGAUAGCAGUGCAGAAAUUGCCAUGGAUUUUUAUUAUAAAUAUGUCUUGCCAAAUCUCCUGAACUCAAAAGAAACUCCAGAGGCAAGUAAUAUUUAAGAGGUCUUCAUAAUGACUGCAUAUUUGUUUCUGCCUGGUGUGGUUGUUUUGUAUAUAGUUAUUUGUACAGUUUGUUAUUUGCUUAUAAUGUGUAAGUUUUUUUUUUCUUAAUGCUACUUUCAUUUGUAUUGUUUGUAUAUAAUAUAUUGUAAAUUUCUUUUCAGGAAUAAAGUCUGUGUUCUUGAUUUUCAGAAAUUAUUUACCAUACCACAAUGAUUCAGACACGUUUAUUAAUAAAUAAUUAUAAGAAA
Scylla paramamosain (green mud crab) is the source of this 3457-nucleotide messenger RNA. RefSeq lists its product as uncharacterized. The record is from RefSeq and is a predicted model, not a curated record. The transcript is spliced from 2 exons. NCBI's taxonomy places the organism in Eukaryota, Metazoa, Arthropoda, Malacostraca, Decapoda, Portunidae. Bases 379 to 1140 code for a protein of 253 amino acids. Gene Ontology annotation, molecular function: zinc ion binding.